GGUUUCGGUCGUGGGCGGCGACUGCUGGGAUUCGCCGCGGUGUGUGUCAUCGCCGCUGCCGCUUGUGAUCUGGGCGUCUGUUGCUUGUUGCACCGCCCGCCGCCAAGAUGAUGUCCCUCAUCAACCGCAUCCUGGACUGGUUCAAGAGCCUCUUCUGGAAGGAGGAGAUGGAGCUCACGCUCGUCGGCCUCCAGUACUCGGGCAAGACCACCUUCGUGAACGUCAUUGCCUCGGGCCAGUUCUGCGAGGACAUGAUCCCCACCGUGGGCUUCAACAUGCGCAAGGUGACCAAGGGGAACGUCACAAUCAAGAUCUGGGACAUUGGCGGCCAACCGCGGUUCCGAAGCAUGUGGGAGCGGUACUGCCGCGGCGUGAACGCUAUCGUGUACAUGGUGGACGCGCACGAUCGAGAGAAGAUGGAAGCGAGCCGUAAUGAGCUGCAUCAGCUGUUGGACAAACCCCAGCUGGCGGGUAUUCCCGUGCUUGUCCUCGGCAACAAGCGUGAUCUGCAGGGAGCCCUGGACGAGCGUGAGCUCAUCGACCAGAUGAACCUGUCAGCCAUCCAAGACCGAGAGAUCUGCUGCUAUUCGAUUUCUUGCAAGGAGCGUGACAACAUUGACAUCACGCUGCAGUGGCUCAUCUCGCACUCCAAGUCAUCCAGUCACUGACGUACCGGGGACUACAAUGGCUCCCCUUCUGUACAUAGACCCGCCUGUGUUUAAUAUUGAGGGGCACCUCCCAGCAGCUGAGGUGCCCGUUUCCCCGCUGUGCCAUCUGUCGUUUGGCACGAAUAAAUAUUCCGAAAUUU
This is a messenger RNA of Dermacentor silvarum, 808 nucleotides long. RefSeq names its product ADP-ribosylation factor-like protein 8B-A (gene Arl8). Bases 108 to 668 code for a protein of 186 amino acids. Gene Ontology annotation, molecular function: GTP binding; GTPase activity. The transcript has 5 exons. Gene Ontology annotation, biological process: anterograde axonal transport; protein transport. Gene Ontology annotation, cellular component: lysosomal membrane. The record is from RefSeq and is a predicted model, not a curated record. Lineage: Eukaryota; Metazoa; Arthropoda; Arachnida; Ixodida; Ixodidae.